GCAAUAUUAACGUCACUCCUUUUUAAGAAUGCUCCUCUCUCCUGAGCCGCAUUUAUUUUUCCUCAGGAGGGCUUGUCGCUAACCUGCCCGGCUCCCAUACCUGCAAUGGAAGUACUGCAUCGCCGCCACCACCAUCGUCACUGUUGUGGCACUCUGCAAACUCUCAUAGCCUUCACAUUUCUCUUCUUUGCCUCCGCCACAGCCAUCUCUGUUUCCCAACACGGUAGUCAAGCAGUACUGAGGCAGCACGCCGUGAAGGGCGAGAAACGACUAGCAGGAUCGGGAUCAGCGAUAUUUGAGCGGUUUGUCCCGAGUCGUAGGGCUCUGGGCUUUGGUUCAUCACCGCCUACGUGCCGAUCCAAGUGCGGGAGGUGUUCGCCGUGCUCGCCCAUGCGAGUGCCCAUUCACCCUACUCUGAGCACUCCGCUGGAGUACUACCCUGAAGCUUGGCGAUGCCAGUGCGGGAAUAAGCUCUUUAUGCCUUAAAACUAACAAAAAAAACAGAGCAGAGAGCAAGAAGCACAUGCACUGCGAGCAGAGAAACAAGUAAAUAUCAUGAGUUUUAGUAAAUAAUUUUAACGGUCAUGGUCGUGGGCUACCAGCAUUCAUUGCUUGUUCUCUUUCAGGUUUAUCUUUUAGUGUUGUCGUUUUUAUUACCGUGUCGUUCUUUUCUGCGAGGGCCAAGGGGGAGGGAUCGUUGGGAACUAGCGUAAGAAUUUAGGUUUCCUGUAAUUAUAUUACGGAGAUCGAGGAACCUGAUCUCUG
Juglans regia (Persian walnut) is the source of this 765-nucleotide messenger RNA. Its product is annotated as EPIDERMAL PATTERNING FACTOR-like protein 5. The record is from RefSeq and is a predicted model, not a curated record. Gene Ontology annotation, biological process: guard cell differentiation; stomatal complex development. The transcript has 2 exons. Lineage: Eukaryota; Viridiplantae; Streptophyta; Magnoliopsida; Fagales; Juglandaceae. The coding region runs from base 106 to 486 and encodes 126 amino acids.